AUGGACGACACCAACCCUCCUCAACCCAAGGGUGAUGACCGUCUGACCUGUUUUUCAAGCAACCUCUGGCCCCCUCAGCUGCACGAGCCGGCCGAGCAGUCGCCCACCACAUCAACAUCACAGAACGGAUCUGCCCCACAGACCUUCCACCGAUUCAACGACUUGCCACCAGAGCUGCGAAAUGCGAUCUGGGAGCUAAGUCUUCCGCACAGGGUCCACACAUUCCCUCGUCCAAGGCCAAAGUUCGACUUUCACAAUCACAUCUGGACACAGGAGCAAUCACAUGGAGCCCAAGCUGAAAAGCGACCAGCCAUUGCCCACGUGUGCAGCGAGGCUCGCGCUGUGGCCUUUGCCAGUGGCUCAGCGAAGAAAAUAGCUGGCCCCAAAAAGAGCAGCAGUUGGUUUAGGCGUGUCUGGGUUGACCGGAGGAGAGACACCGUUGUGAUCAACAUGUCCCAGCCUGCGUCUCACGUGUACAAACGCAAAAGCAUCGAUUUUCUUAGCGGGCUGCUUAGAAGCCGAGAGGUGCAUGUUGCUCUUGAUCUAUCAUGGGCCUUGUGCUUCUGCGUGGUGUAUAAGGACCAGGCUCGCGAGCUCUUUCGUGAUUUUCUCCAUGGACACAAGGAAUGUGAUUUUGUUAUUGUGGACUUGCAAUUGGACGUCACGGAUGAGGAAGCUGCCAGCACAGGUCUCUUUGGAUAUUCGAGCACCAACACUAGCGUCUUGGUCCCUAUUGAAGACACCUGUCAAAUGUCAAGACUCUUCGCCGCCCAAGCCAAGUUCAACACUGUCGAUCGGCUAAAUAAAUGGGCCAACUUCACACAAUUCCGAAAGCCGACCAACCUUAUCGACUACAUGAAGCGUUGGGAGAAGCUAGCUGGUCGGGAAAUGGGGAGUGUGCAGCAGGGUCUGGAUUUUCUGGCCGGUGUGGAAGCUAAAGAUCGUGGGGCCCCACUCGAGAUCCGAGACGUCGCAGGGGUCCUGGAGUCUGAGAGCCUUGCUAUCCCGUCACCCUCCCAGAAUGACAAGGAGGGCGCAAUCCCAGCCUCGACAACGUCCCCGAACAUGAAACGGCUGCCCGGCUCGGGCCAAGUUCCCACGAUGCUGGCCCUCUUGCUGCUGUUCAUGACGGCAGCCGCCUACUCGCCUCUUUCUGACAGCUUCCUGCGCGCUGUGCCAGCGCCAGGCGACGACUUCGACAUCCAUAACGGCGCGCUGCUUGCUCCGAUCCUGAUCCCCCGCGUCCCGGGGACGGAGGGCUCCCUCAAGGUCCAGCACCACUUCGUCGACUUCUUCCAAAAAGAGCUGCCCAAUUGGACGAUGGAAUGGCAAAACUCGACCGCGAAGACACCUGCGACGGGGUCUAAGGACGUUCCGUUCAAUAAUAUAAUAUUCAAGAGGGAGCCGCCAUGGACGAAGAUCGGGCAAGCCAACAUCCUGACGCUCGUGGCCCACUUCGACAGCAAGCUCACCCCGGAGGGCUUUAUUGGCGCAACCGACAGCGCGGCGCCAUGCGCCAUGCUCAUGCAUGUGGCGAGGAGCAUCGACAAAUACCUCACGCAGAUGUACGACGAGAUGGUGGCACUGGGCGAGCUGGGCGGAACACCAGCGAUGGACAUGGGCGUGCAAAUACUACUGCUUGACGGCGAGGAGGCCUUCGUAUCAUGGACUGAUACGGAUUCAUUAUAUGGCGCAAGGUCCCUCGCCGAUUCAUGGGAGCACCAGCCGACAAUGGCCAUGGCCAACUUCCCGAACCGCCUGAACCAGAUCAGCCUCUUCGUCCUGCUCGACCUCCUCGGGUCCGCAGACCCCAAGAUCCCGUCCUACUUCCUCCCGACGCACUGGGCCUACCGCGCGAUGGCCAAGAUCGAGCAGCGCAUGCGGGACCUGGGCCUGCUCGAGACGGCGCCGACGAGCCCCUUCAUGCCCGACUCAGAGAAACUGACGACGCAGUUCUCGCGGUCCUGGGUGGGCGACGACCACGUGCCGUUUAUGGCCAAGGGUGUGCCAAUUCUGCACCUCAUCCCGACGCCAUUCCCGCGCGUCUGGCACACGAUGCAGGACGACGGCGAGCAUCUGGACAUGCCGACGGUGCGGGACUGGGCCAAAAUUACAACAGCGUUCGCACUCGAGUGGCUUGACAUGAUGGAGGUAUGGCCUCAGGACGAGUGA
This is a messenger RNA of Diaporthe amygdali, 2172 nucleotides long. RefSeq names its product glutaminyl-peptide cyclotransferase. The coding region runs from base 1 to 2172 and encodes 723 amino acids. Gene Ontology annotation, molecular function: glutaminyl-peptide cyclotransferase activity; zinc ion binding. The transcript is spliced from 4 exons. The record is from RefSeq and is a predicted model, not a curated record. NCBI's taxonomy places the organism in Eukaryota, Fungi, Ascomycota, Sordariomycetes, Diaporthales, Diaporthaceae.